Peromyscus californicus insignis is the source of this 4308-nucleotide messenger RNA. RefSeq names its product zinc finger protein 397 (gene Znf397). Gene Ontology annotation, biological process: regulation of transcription by RNA polymerase II. The transcript has 4 exons. Bases 241 to 1821 code for a protein of 526 amino acids. Gene Ontology annotation, molecular function: RNA polymerase II cis-regulatory region sequence-specific DNA binding; DNA-binding transcription factor activity, RNA polymerase II-specific. Lineage: Eukaryota; Metazoa; Chordata; Mammalia; Rodentia; Cricetidae. The record is from RefSeq and is a predicted model, not a curated record.
UGGCCGGCGUGUGCACUGCCCGGGCUGCUCCUGGACCGGCGCUCGGUCGGAGGGGAGGCGGUGGCACGUCCCGGCGAGGCCCUCGACCCCCGCUUUCCGCUGGACGGCCCGGUGGUGCCCCUUGAGGCACGCGCCGACGCUGUGCUUUCACCCGGAAGCUAAAGUGGGUGCGUGCCGCGGGCUGCCGACGAAGACAGGAUCCUCCCCAAGCACAAAACCCAGUUGUACUAAGGUUUUUGUAUGGCUAUGGAAUCCAGAGCAAUUUCAACGUUAAAACCUCAGGAUCAAGAAGAAGAAUUAAUACUAGUAAAAAUAGAAGAUAGUUUUUCUUGGAGUGAGAAAUGUAAACAGAAUGGGAGUACCCAAUCUUGCCAAGAAUUGUUUCGCCAGCAAUUCAGGAAGUUUUGCUACCAUGAAACACCUGGGCCCAGAGAGGCUCUGGGUCGACUCCAGGAACUUUGCUAUCAGUGGCUAAUGCCAGAGUUGCACACAAAGGAGCAGAUCCUAGAAUUGCUAGUACUGGAGCAGUUCCUGAGCAUCUUACCUGAGGAGCUGAAGAUAUGGGUUCAACAACAUGGUCCAAGAAGUGGUGAGGAAGCUGUGAAUCUGCUGGAGGAUUUGGAGAAAGAGUUUGAUGAUCCAGUGCAGCAGGUCCCAGAUAGUCCACAAGGACCAUCAGUGUCAUGGAAAGAUUUGACAUAUCUCAGAGCAUCCCAAGACUCAACAAGCAUCCAAGUCCGGCCUUUGAAGACACAGCUGAAAUCCUGGAAACCCUGCUUUUCCUCUAAAAGUGAUUCAAAGAAUAAUGAAACAACAGCAAACGACAUUUCAGGAGAAAAGUCACCAGAACUGUCUUGGGAUCCUUCACUUAGAGGUGUUAGUGAGCACAAAAGCAAUUUAGAGUGGCAGCAAAGAAGUCCCCCUCCUCUCCAUAGGGGUAGUUUUAGUCAAGUGAUCUUCACACACAAAUCCUUAGCAAAAAGAGACCAUCACGAUGAAUCUCAAAGAUGCUUAAUUCUAAGUACAAACUCUGUAACAUGUCAGAAAGUUUCUCCAGAAGAUAAACCUUACAGAUGUGAUGUAUGUGGGCAUAGCUUUAAACAGCAUUUCUCUCUAACACAACAUCAGAGAAUCCAUACUGGAGAAAAGCCCUAUAAAUGUAAUCAGUGUGGGAAGGCCUUUAGUUUGAGGUCAUACCUCAUUAUUCAUCAGAAAAUCCAUAGUGGUGAAAAAGCAUAUGAAUGUAAUGAAUGUGGAAAAGCCUUCAACCAGAGCUCAGCCCUCACUAGACAUCGGAAAAUUCAUACAGGUGAGAAAGCUUGUAAAUGUAAUGAGUGUGGCAAAGCAUUCAGUCAAAGUUCUUAUCUAAUUAUACAUCAGAGAAUUCACACUGGUGAGAAGCCCUAUGAGUGUAAUGAAUGUGGGAAAACCUUUAGCCAGAGCUCAAAGCUUAUUAGACAUCAGCGAAUUCAUACAGGAGAGAGGCCCUAUGAAUGCAAUGAAUGUGGGAAAGCCUUCAAGCAGAGCUCAGAGCUGAUUACCCAUCAGAGGAUACACAGUGGAGAGAAACCCUAUGAAUGUAGUGAGUGUGGGAAAGCCUUCAGUCUGAAUUCAAACCUCAUAAGACAUCAGAGAAUUCACAGUGGAGAGGAACCGUAUCAAUGUAAUGACUGUGGCAAAACCUUCAAAAGGAGCUCAGCCCUUGUUCAGCACCAGAGAAUCCAUUCUGGGGAUGAAGCUUAUAUAUGUAAUGAAUGUGGGAAGGCUUUUAGGCACAGAUCAGUGUUGAUGCGCCAUCAGAGAGUCCAUGCUGUUAAGUAACUUAAUACAAUGACUGGUAAAUAGUAUAUUUUCCUCUGUAUUAGCCAGAAGGUUGACUUUGGAGCAAGAUUCCAUAAAGGUAGUUUUAAAAAACAAAUGGUCUUUAGUCAAUCUAACUUGCUUUGUGUAGCACUUCCCAAUGCAGUGCAAAUUUUCUUUGAAACUUGCUGUGAUUUACCACAAGAUAUAAGGCCAUUACUUUGAGCUAUGCUCUUAACAUUAGGAAUACUCAGGAAAAUAAAAACAAAAAGUAAUGUAAUAGUGAGAUCUUAUUUUCUGUGAGAAUGUCAUGGAAAAGGCUUCAUUCUGUCUGUCACUACAUCUGAUGGUUUGUACCAGGUUUGUGAGAUAAUAGGGAUGGCAUGAGAAACUGCUUAAGAAACUAAAGUUUUUACUCAGUGGUAGCUAGUCAACAAGUAAAAUGAGGAAACAGUUUCAUCAGUGAUUUGUUGAUCCCAAGGUAGGCCCAAAAUGAAAUGAGCUUGAGAAGAAAAAGAUACAAAUUAGUUUAUACACGCUGGGGCCCUGUCCAUUCCCCACUUCUGUGCUGGGUAUUGAACGUAGGGUGGCACAAGCUAGGAAAGUGGUCAGUCCUGUUUUUUUUAAUACCUGCUUUGUACCAGGGACUAGAAAUAUAAUGACAAAAGAUCAUUUCUACAGUCUAAUAGCAAUUACCAGUCAGGUAAUGACACUUUAGUAUGGUCAGUGUAUUACAACCUUUGGGAGUGGGGUUUGGGUUUGAGACAGGGUUUCUCUGUAUAGCCUUGGCUGUCCUGGUAUUCAUUCUGGCCUCGAACUCACAGAAAUGUGCCUGCCUCUGCAUCCCCAGUGCUCGGAUUAAAGGCGUGUGCCACCACUGCCUGGCACUUUCCCCAUUUCCCUCUUGUCCAAGAACUUUGGAUAAAGGAAACUAAAAUGAUAUGAAGAAUGAGGAGUUAAUCAGGAAGGAAGGCCAGGUUAUAAUAAAGGAAGAAAUUUUUUUUUUGUUUAACACCAGGAAAAAAACAUGGAACAUUGCCUAUUGAGUUCAGAAUUGGCAUCACAUCUGUGAGAAGUAUGACUACAGCCAGACUCUCAAGAAGUGCAUAUGAGCCUAUGAAGCAGUUUCUAAUAGAUAAAAGCCUAGAAUCCUUGGUCACAGCACCAUGAAAAACUUUGUCUUGGUAAUGUGGCCUAAUGGAAUGGGCUAGAAAGUGGUUUCCUGGUACAACCUGAGACAGUGUUUAAACGUCUACCGGGAGAGUGGUAGGAGUGCAGUAUGUAAGAGACAGCCUAGAUGCAGGCUCUGGGUUCUUUAGACAGUAUUGGAGUUGCUAUGUUAGAAGACACCAUAGCAACUCUUCCUAAGGCUGCUCCAUGAGGAUUUCUCUACCUGAGCACAAUUGCCUUGCUCAGGUGCUCAAAACAUUGUCAGUUUCAGGUCUUUGGCUCUUUCUCCAAAUGCCUUGCACAUACUUUGUCUUAUGUCAGCAAUAUUUAUCAGUAUCUUGAAAAUUUUAAGGACGAUGCUAGAGAAGUAACAACAGAAAGGGGUAAUUUUGCCAGGUCUUUCCCUCUUCUGAGGAACCCAUCAGGAAGAGUAUCGUAAGGCUGGUGCAGUGCAAGAUGGAAAGCUGAUGAACUCAAGAAGCCUGUUAUCCCUGCACUCUGAACAGUGAGACAAAAGGAUGAGGCAUUCCUGGUCAGUUUGAGCUACAUGAUGGGACCUCAUCUCAAAAAUACUGUGGGAAAAAAAGUCAAUUCAAAGACCUAGUGGUUUGGAGAAAUAACAUACCUUACCAAAAUCAAAUCUAUGUAGAAGCAUAGAAAAAUAAUUCUUAUGAGGAUACAAAAGUAAUGCUGUCUUGGACAUUUAUAGGUGAGUAUGUACUAACUAAUAAAAAUAAUGAACUAAAUGUCUAAUGUAGACGUUAAGUAGAUGUUAGAAAAGGGAGAAAUACCGUAGAGCUCUUACAUAGAUCAGAAGGAAAUGUAAUGGUUAUUUGCCAAGGGCUUUAUGUAUGUGUUAAUCAUUAAUACAAAUCAUAUUUUACACAUAGGAAAUGGAGGCUAUCAUAGCUAAAAGGUCAGAAUUUUAACUCAGAACUCUAUUCUGGAAGCACCUUACUACUAUCCAUGAAAAAGUCCCAUUAACAUUUAAAUCACAGAUGUGUCAGUGAACAAUACAUAUAUGUCCAGUCUUACAAGUUAUAGUCAUAUUGGAAUAGGAGUGAAGGUGGUAUUUGUUUUCCAUAUAAAAUUAACAAGGAUUCGAGCAAAUUAGGACUCUCUUGCUGCUUACAGUCUGUGAAUACAUAUCUCUGGCCAGAAGCCUUAAGCACUGCCUUGGACUUUGACAUUCUACCCAGAAAUACACAUAAGAAACCAUGAAUAUGCAUCCUUACAAGCUGUUAAAACAUGUUAAACAUUCAUGAUAUAUUAAAUAUACAAUAUAUACAACAUGAUCCUGUGUAAAACAUGCAUUAAAAAUAAUGGAAAUAUACAAUG